UGGAAUGUAGGAUCACGCCAGAAGGCAUAUUCAGUUUGCGACAUCACCAUUGCAAGACAACCAACUAACUGGCUACGAACAGAUUUUAUUGGCGUCAAGGAUGCUAAAAUGGUGAAUGUUAAACUGAAAUACAAACUUUUGGGAUGUCCAUCAACUUCAAGUCUUUUCUGCAAUUACGCGUUUAGCAUUUAUGUGCUUCAUGUAGAUAAAGAAUUAAUUGGAGUUGAUUUAGACCCUCUCACAGCUAAUAAAGUAACAUACCAAAAAGUGGAAACAAUUGUGCCAACAAUCCUGCCUGCAUCUAGAAGGUUAAAGACGUAUGAUUAUGAUAGUAAAAUCAUAACCAAAAAGGGAGGCGUGUAUCUUGCAUUCUUAGACCAAGGAGCCUGUGUGUUAUUAUCAAGUGUUAUUGUAAGCUACAAUUAUUGCUCCGAGAUUGACAGAGGUCUGGUGAGAUUUUCAAGGACAAGUGCUCCCGUGAAUGACUCUUAUCUAAAGGAACAAACAGGACGUUGUACUGAUGUGAACUCAAUCAACAAAGUGAAACUGUCAGGCGUUUGCCUCAGUAACGGAGAAUGGAAUAUCACUGAUGGAAUCAAAUGCCUCUGUAAACCUGGCCAUGAGCUUGUCAUCGGAUCUGAGGGAAAUGUCCCGGAAUGCAGUGGUAUAAACGGAAAUUCUCUUUUUUUUAAGUGUGGCGGUGGAAGUUUUUUUUAUUCACUUUAUUCAACUUAAUCACUUUAAAUUACCAGUACACAAACACAUUAGUAAUAGGUUACAAAUGAACAAACGUUACAGCUACGAUUAACACACAGACAAUUGAAAAUUACAUAAGAUCAUUUGGGUUUCACAGCUGUGUUAACAGGGCGGUGGAAGUAUUAGCAACAGUUUGUUUCGUUGUACCUUUUUAUGUUGAACCUAGUAUGCACUUGAUACACUCCUUAGGUACAGUAAAGUAUGCUCAGAAACUUAUGGCACCAGUGUGGUACUGUCUCUCCUAGUCUUUAUUUGCCAAUCGUAAACCAUCUUACUCAGGGACACCCAACGACUGUUUAAUCUGUAAAAUAUCUGUUCGGAAAAGCAAACAUGGCCUAGAAUCUUCCAUUGGUUCAGGACGGCUAAAAAUUUCUAGAUGCGCCGUUCCAUUCAUGUACAAUUUUUUAAGCUUGUCUAAUAAAUUUCCUAAAAUUUUCUGAACUUUAUUUUUUAACAUUCCACUCCCCAUGCUGGGCUAUUUUUCGUAGAAAAAGGAAAACUAAAAUGUUAGGAUUCGAAAAUGCAUGCAAUGGAGAGACGAAAAUAGAAAAAUUAUCUCUUUCGUUAUUAAUACUGAAGCCCUUGUAAAUUCGAAGAAGUCUCAGGUUCUCCUAGGGUGACCGAACACCUAUAAAAAUUUUAUAGCGCCGCUUAUUAUGCCCCUUACAUAAUAGCCUAAAAAGUGCUUUCAAUGUAUUUAGGAGGAAAUCGUCGUUGGGUGUCCCUGACUUUGUGACAUGCUGCUGCUCAUUAGACUAAGCUUGCAAACUCUUUCUGUUUCAAACCUUCCAUGCACUGACUUGAAAUCAAUUAGUAAUCUAGCGAAGGUCUGUCCACAUAGUGCUAAGGAAUGUUUUUAUCAAUCUUAUUUUUCAAGCGUGCCUCACAGGCUUUUACAAGAGUGUUGCAAGCAACAGUAAAUGUAACCAGUGUCCUACAAACUCAGCGUCUAAUACUGGAAGAACAGGUUGCUCAUGCCAUGAAGGGUUCUACAAGAAACCUGGAUUACAUGUAGCUCCUUGCAAAGGUAAUCGU
Messenger RNA from Porites lobata, 1791 nucleotides. NCBI's taxonomy places the organism in Eukaryota, Metazoa, Cnidaria, Anthozoa, Scleractinia, Poritidae. The record is from the annotation of a GenBank genome assembly.